UCUACGGCGCCCACGCCCACCGACACGCCGCCGUUUGACUCGCUGCUCCGCAGGGCGGUGUCGGACUAUAAAAGCUGCCUUUAUUCCCGACCUCUGAACAUUCCCACCUCUCCUCUGCCGACCACGUCCCGCCCUGCACGUCCGAACCCAUCUCAGCAGCCAUGCCUUCAGAACUGGAAACGGCCAUGGAGUCACUCAUCAAGGUGUUCCACCGCUACGCCAAUAAGGACGGCAAGAGCGUCACACUGAGCCGACGAGAUCUCAGGGAGUUGAUGGAGAACGAGCUGUCUACCUUCCUCAAGUCUCAGAAGGACCCUGCUGCAGUGGACAAAAUCAUGAAGGACCUGGACAGCAACGGUGAUGGCAAGGUUGACUUUGAGGAGUUUGUUUCCCUGGUUGUCGGACUUUCUAUCGCCUGUGAGCAGUGCUAUCAGAGGGAAAUGAAAAUGGCCAGGAAGUAAAUUGUAACAUCUGCAGAUUAUAAAAAGGCAUUUAGAUUUGUAUAAAGAUAAUUUUGUUCAUUAAAUACAAUGAAGAAUUUCAAA
Gasterosteus aculeatus aculeatus (three-spined stickleback) is the source of this 545-nucleotide messenger RNA. Its product is annotated as protein S100-A1. The record is from RefSeq and is a predicted model, not a curated record. Gene Ontology annotation, molecular function: calcium-dependent protein binding; calcium ion binding. Gene Ontology annotation, cellular component: cytoplasm. NCBI's taxonomy places the organism in Eukaryota, Metazoa, Chordata, Actinopteri, Perciformes, Gasterosteidae.